Alternaria burnsii is the source of this 159-nucleotide messenger RNA. RefSeq lists its product as uncharacterized. The transcript has a single exon. The record is from RefSeq and is a predicted model, not a curated record. Bases 1 to 159 code for a protein of 52 amino acids. NCBI's taxonomy places the organism in Eukaryota, Fungi, Ascomycota, Dothideomycetes, Pleosporales, Pleosporaceae.
AUGUCGCUGAAUAGGUGCUAUGACAUCACCUCUCUAGCGUCGCGUGGUGGACGCGAUCGCGGCGCCUCCGCGUCAACCAUCGAGGUUUCAUCGCCUUGGCAGGUACCGUCGCGGCACAUCACCCCGCAAAAGUGUACAAGCUCUGAUCUAUCGAGUUAG